Amyelois transitella is the source of this 1475-nucleotide messenger RNA. RefSeq lists its product as uncharacterized. The record is from RefSeq and is a predicted model, not a curated record. Gene Ontology annotation, molecular function: nucleic acid binding. NCBI's taxonomy places the organism in Eukaryota, Metazoa, Arthropoda, Insecta, Lepidoptera, Pyralidae. The coding region runs from base 108 to 1475 and encodes 455 amino acids. The transcript has 2 exons.
GGCGCAUUCUUGUAAAAACUCAGUUCGCUCGCUACGCGGUUAGCGAUCACACGUGUUGACAGUUGCGGACGCCUUGUGAAAAUUAUACAUGAGAUUACAUUCUCAAGAUGAGUCGAAAUAUUUUCGGACAUAGAAUUGAUAGUCAGUGCAAACAAAUGGCGUUUAACGUAUAUGAAUAUUUUAGAAAAAAGAAACUCGACCCAAAUUCUGAUGAAUAUAAACAAGAUAUACCUUUAAAUAAAACUGUAGCAGAAGUUACUGGACUAUCAGAAAAGACUGUAUCUAGAAUUGUACAACAAGGGAAAGCAUUAAAUGACAACGAGAGAUUUAAAUCACCGAGAAAACCAAAACAGGUUCGUAGAAAAAGAGUGGAAAUAGACGAUUUCACAAAAGGAGUGGUAAGAAGAAAAGUCACUCAGUUUUACACAAUUUUCAAAAAAAUACCUACUCUGAAAACUUUGAACGCUGUACUUAGAGAAGAGAAUAUAUUACACUGCGGCAGGGAAUAUUUAAGGCUAUUAUUACAUGAUCUAGGUUUUAAAUUUAAGAAAUGCGGAUCUAAAAGGAAACUCCUUAUCGAACAGCCAAAUAUCACAUCGUGGAGGUGGAAAUACCUAAAUACUAUUAAAAAAUAUCGUAGAGAAGGAAGACAUAUUUUAUACCUUGACGAAACUUAUGUAAACGCGUCUCAUAACGUUUCAAAAUGUUGGCAAUCAAAGGAUGAACUUGGCGUUCUAUCUCAUAUUGGUAAAGGGGACCGUUUGAUCAUCGUACAUUGUGGAGGUCAAAUUGGAUUUGUAGACGGAGCCCUUGUGAUAUUCAAAUCCAAAUGUAAAACAGGUGAUUAUCACGAUUCUAUGAAUUUCGCAAAUUUCAGUAAAUGGAUAAAUGAAAAGCUCAUGCCUAAUAUACCGCAAAAUUCUGUCAUAGUAAUGGACAACGCAGCUUAUCAUUCGGUUCGAGAAGAGAAAAAGCCAACUAUGGCUUCUACCAAGCCAACUAUGCAAGAAUGGCUACGACGACAUAACGUGCCUUUUGAUGAAAAACUUAGAAAGGAUGACUUAUAUAAAUUAAUUAAAAGUAAUUUCACAGAAGAUAUUUACAAAAUUGACGAGGUAUUGAAAAGAAACGGACACGAAGUAUUGCGUUUGCCUCCAUAUCACCCAGACCUGAACCCAAUUGAGUUGGUCUGGGGUGAUAUCAAAGGACAAUUAGCACAAAAAAGUAUCGACUCUAAUUUGGACCAGAAAAAAGAAAUAUUAGAGAGAUUAUUUGCUGAAUAUCCCAAAGAGAAAUGGGAGAAUUGUGUUAAACACGUGAUUAAAAUCGAAGACGAAUAUUGCAAACAUGAUGGAGUCCUAGAUGAAGUUGUUGAUUUUAUUAUUAAUGUGCAAGACGAUUCUGAUGAUUCUGAUGAUGGCUGUUGUGAAAGUGAAGAAUCAAGUUCCAAGGGCUUAGAGAAGAUGCCUGGUUAA